Tigriopus californicus is the source of this 2513-nucleotide messenger RNA. Its product is annotated as signal peptide, CUB and EGF-like domain-containing protein 1. The record is from RefSeq and is a predicted model, not a curated record. The coding region runs from base 778 to 2277 and encodes 499 amino acids. The transcript has 8 exons. Gene Ontology annotation, biological process: signal transduction. NCBI's taxonomy places the organism in Eukaryota, Metazoa, Arthropoda, Copepoda, Harpacticoida, Harpacticidae. Gene Ontology annotation, cellular component: cell surface.
UCGAAGUUCCGCGGGCUCUUGCAUGACUCCUCGCACUCUUCUUUCUCUUUGGUCGUUCUUAAUCGUGGAACAUGGACUCACUGCCAAUAGUUUACUUGUUGAGUGGAACGAAAAAGGAAAAAGGAGGAUCACCGAUGGUUUUCUUCCACGACUUCUACUUCGUUUCAUUCGUGCCACUAGCUAAGCUGACAGUUGAAACGGAUUGCUUCGAGACACUACUACUAUAGAGUGAAUCUAGGGCCCAUAGGGGAUAAUGAUCGUAUGGCACCCAUUUGAAAUGUUUCCAAGUGUUUCUAAGUGGUCGUGAUUAAAAGCUGUGUGUGUGUGUUCUCAAGUGCAAAUUACGGUGGAAAGUUGUUGGGAAGCUUUUCCCAAAAGGCUUUUUAAGACGACAAAAUUGAGGUGCCAAAGGACUACAGUGGACGAACGGGUUCCAAAAGAGAGUAAUGGAUCCAGUGGACUGUCCCACAACUUUCCGUACUGACUCCGAAAUGAGAAGAACUGUCCCCGUAAAAGUUGGAACUGAUUUUUCCCGGAAAAACUUCCGACGUCGAGUCUUGAUGUUUUACAAUUAAACUGUCGAACGCCAUCCCCUCAAUUAGAUACCAAAAAGUUAGGAGGGCUUUCCAUUUGUGGUUCCGUGCCACAAAUAGAAAAUUAUCGUCAAGCACUCUGGAUCCGAAUCCAGUCAGCAGAACCACUGCCUCCGAUUUCAUUCGACUGUUUGGAUUCACCCAACACUUGGACUUCUUCUUGGCACUCCUCAACCCUUCCAGCAUGAUUCCGGAGCCCAAUCUUUGGUCAGAUAUUCACCAAAGCCGGGACCGAAGCAUAGAAGAGGUCUCACCUUCGGACUUUCACAUGCAUUCGUCCACAACCUCUUCUUCCACGACUGUGGAUCCAUGCCGAACUCUGACGAGAGGCGGAUCCGGUACCACAAAUAGCACUAUCCUGGCGGGAAGCACAAAUCUGACCGACAGCCGCGAAGUGUUCAAAGAAGAAAUGGAGUUGAGCCACCAUCUCAGCCAACAUUUGAUGAAUCAAUCCACCACUUCAAUGAACCAGGGAGCUUUGGCCACAGCGGUCGAAACAGAGUCUCUGCGCCAGAGACAACAAAGAUGGACUCGGCGGUGGUACUUAUUAGUCAUCGUGUUACUGUACGUGGGGCUGUUGGCCAGUUUUAGUUUGAAUGUGAGUCUGCUACUUCGAAAGCCCCCUCUCCCGACGCCACCAAUAUCGACACCAUCAUCAUCAUCAUCAUCAUCAUCAUCAUCAUCAUCAUCAGGGCAAGAUCUGGCCUCGGUGGGCAUCAAUGGUGGAGUGAUCUCUUCAGCCUCAGCCUUGGAGAAUGGCGAGGUCAACAGGGAUGGUUCAGUUAUGUUGUAUCACAAUACCGAUCCGACGAGUUUCUACGAGAAUCGGAUACCUGCCAACGGAGACGCCAGUGGCACCAGUGGUUACGCCUACACAACCUCUUGUCUUGUCAAGGUUCCAUGUGAGUCCGGGCACUACUGGAAGUGCGAUAUCGGUGAAUGUGCACCUUGUCCACUCAGCUUUUAUCAACCUCAAUGGGGUCAAACAAGUUGCUGGCCCUGUCCGUUUAAUACUACAACAGACGAGGAGGGAUCUACGCAGCCAACGGAUUGCAAAAGACGCAAAUGUCCAUUCUACACCAAGGACGGACUUGGUAUUCUGGAAUCACCCAAUUUUCCCGGAGAGUACCCCUCAUCAGUGGAAUGUCACUGGAGAGUUCGACCCGGGAGAAACAAACGCGUUCUCGUCAUCAUAUCCAAUAUCCAACUAGAUGAAGAAUGCUCGGAUCUAUUGACAAUCCGAAAAACAGACCGACCUCAAACUGGCGUGGUGUUCGAGACUUGCCAAUCCCAUGAGGAACCGGUGAUCUUCACAGGACAUUCGCGCAACCUUUGGGUGGAUUUUCACGCAACCGGAAAUUCUUCAGGCAGAGGAUUUCAAAUCUCGUUCCUCACAAUCGAUGAUGAAUUGGGGUACUUGGUGGAUGCCAUCGUGAACGAUGACAAAAUCGACACAUUCGACAAGCGGCCGGGUGACAUGAGUUUGGAGGUUGGUGGACCUAUGCGAGACAAACACUUGCUUUCGCGUCUGUUACUGAUUCUUAACCCCAACUACACGGCAUCCCCCGGGAGAAACAGACGGCCAUCAAGGAAGAAGAAGCCUAUUAUCAAUGUGGUUUCAGAGGAUUCCAGCCCUACUAGUUUCAAUAACGAAGAGGACUCCCACAUCGAGUUGGAGGACUAAACACCGCGCAAUAACCUAUUUUUUGAACAAGCCCUUUACCGCCUAUGGGUGAUUUUUCCAUUGCCUGGAAAAAACAUACUAUGUAUUGUUAAGAUUUUGACAGUAUUACUACAUACUUACUUGCUACUUUGACCAUUCAAGCGUUCUUUUCCUUUUCUAUGACCUAGUCUCUGUCGUUUUAAGAGUCAUCUUUAGUGAACAGUGACUGUUUUCAUUAAAUAAAAGACAAAAAUAUG